Arachis ipaensis is the source of this 1824-nucleotide messenger RNA. RefSeq lists its product as uncharacterized. The record is from RefSeq and is a predicted model, not a curated record. NCBI's taxonomy places the organism in Eukaryota, Viridiplantae, Streptophyta, Magnoliopsida, Fabales, Fabaceae.
AUGAAGUAUUCUAGAACAGAUGUCUUAAGGCAGCAGUGUAACAUGCAAGUUUCGUUUGGGAAGAACCCAACUCUGACAGCCAAAAGAAGACGCAUUGGUGAAGAUGCAGAUCAAGAUGACUCAGUUUGGAAAAAGAGAAGUGUGUUCUUUGAACUCCCGUACUGGAAGGAUCACAUGUUGCGUCAUAACCUUGACGUGAUGCACAUAGAGAAGAACAUUUGUGACAAUGUGGUCUACACUAUCUUAAACGAUAGCGUCAAAUCAAAAGAUAAUCUUAAAGCUCGCAAAGAUUUACAAAGCAUGGGCAUAAGGCCUGAAUUGUGGCCGGACGAAGUGAAGGAUGUAUUCCUGAAGGCUCUACAGAAGGUGAUUUUUCUAGAUGGUUACUCGAGCAAUAUUGCUCGUUGUGUUGACAUCCGGCAGCGCAAGUUGUAUGGGUUGAAGAGUCACGACUGCCACAUUCUAAUGGAACAAUUACUUCCAAUUUUGGUGAAGAAUGCAUUGCCAAGUCCAGUAUCGAAUGUGAUUGCGAAUCUGUCCUCAUUUUUACGAGAACUCUAUGGAAAAGCUGUAAAUCCUAUGCAGCUUGGUGCCCUUCAGAAUCAUGUUGUGCAAACUCUGUGUCAGAUGGAAAUGAUAUUUCCUCCGUCCUUCUUCACUGUCAUGGUUCACCUUACGGUGCACCUCGUUGAUGAACUAAAACUUGGUGGCCCGGUACAUUAUCGGUGGAUGUAUCCAAUAGAAAGGUACUUGGGACGAUUGAACCAAUACGUGCGUAACAGGGCACAAGCUGAAGGCUCAAUUGCGGAGGGCUAUUUAUCCGAGGAGAUUUUGACAUUCUGCUCCAGAUAUUUGGAUAAUACUGAGACUAGAAUCAACCGACCAGCGCGAGUUGACGAUCGACCUGUUGAUAUUACAAACAAUAUAGGAUGUACUAUGUUCCCUGAAAUUGGAAAAGCUUCAGGGGCUGUAUCACAUUUUGUACUGACCCCAAUGGAAAGAGAUCAGGCACAUCGUCAUGUGCUAGUCAAUUGCGAGGCCGUCGCUCCAUUUAUUGAGUCAGAAACCAAGCGAAAAUUACGGGAUCAAACAAGGUUGCACUCUAAGAUAGACCGUGUUGUGCAUGCAGAAUUUCCUUGUCGAUUCAAGCGUGAGGUUCCAAUGGACAGUACUGUACAUUCGAAAGAAAUGAAGUUGCUGGCAUGUGGUCCCAUGCUUCAGGCAAGACGGUUUGGGGCAUACAACGUUAAUGGGUACAAGUUUAGAACUAUCACAAAGGAAGACGGGCUGAAAACACAAAAUAGUAGAGUUUAUGUCUCAUCAAAUAUAAGAAGUUAUGACAGCAUGCGUGACAACAGAGUGGCUGUUGGUAGUGUUCCAUAUUAUGGAAAAAUUGUGGACAUAAUCGAACUGAACUACAGCUGCCAUUUCACAGUAGUUUUGUUCAAAUGUAUUUGGGCUGAUACAACUACGAGCAAAGGAAUUAAAGAAGACCAUCUGGGCCUUACCAGCGUUAAUUUCGCUCGUCCAAUUCACACCGGUGAUCGAGAAGAGGAUAAAUCGUACAUAUUGGCAUCAGAAGCUCAGCUCGUGUACUAUGUACGUGAUGAAGUAGAUCAAGAAUGGAGUGUAGUGGUUCAUGUAAAACCACGAGACUUGUAUGACAUGGAAGGAGAGAAUGAGGAUGCUGAAGCUGCUUUUUCUCCUCAACCCGGGUUGAACAUGUCAGCAGCAGGUGACAUCAGUGAUUUACAGUUGACAAGGGAUGAUGAUAUAGAAGACCCAGUAGCAGAUGGUUCUGAUAACAUAGAUUAUGUGCCAUAG